AUGAGGAUAGGGUGUUACCAUUUGCAAUUGGAAGGAGCAAGAAGGGGUGUGACAUAUUUAGCGGACAGUGGAUUAGGGACAAGAAAUCUGAGCCAUUGUACGAGGAAUUUGAGUGUCCUUAUUUACCCCGAUCCGGACAAGCAUGCUUAUUACAAGGCCGACCUGACACAGAUUAUACUUAUUGGAAAUGGCAGCCUAAUGGUUGCUUUGUACCUAGUUGUGACAAAACACAUUAUUCAAUAUGAUAUCACUGUCAAUCUUAUGUAUGAGGUCAUGAGUUUGAAUUUUCGCGUCAUCCGAGGAAAAAGGAUGAUGUUUGUAGGGGAUUCAAUAAAUAGAGGUUUCUUCUAUUCCAUGGUCUGCCUUCUUCAGAAAUUCAUUGCUGACAAUUCCAAAUCAAGUAUUGGAUAUGUUGGCCAGAGAAUUAUUUUUACAGCCAAGGAAUACAAUGCAACAGUUGAAUUUUACUGGGCUCCGCUUCUAUUUGAGUCAAACUCAGACGAGCCUGAAGGUCAUAGCAUGUUAAAAGAACGAAUUAUUCGCAGAGAUUCAAUGAACGUGCAUGGACAACAUUGGAGAGGAGUUCAUAUUUUAGUGAUGCACAGUUUUUUCUGGUGGUUUCCUAAAGUUGGAUACGUCAAGAUAUUGCAAGGACCAUUUGAAGACAAGGUAAAAAAUAGUAUAAAUGUACCCCGAGAUGAUGCUUAUCGUAUGGCAUUGGAGAGCAUGUUGAAAUGGAUAGAGGAGAAUAUUGAUACAACUAAAACAAGGUUUCGGCGGUGGCUGGUUGUCUAUAAGAUUGAAGAAGAUGGCCAGUCACCUUCUCCCACUAAAGAAGGCGACCAGGCUUGUGCCUUUUCUAGUGGAGAAGGCGAUUGGACUGGCGCCUUCUCCAACUGGAGAAGUCGCCCUGUUGAGAAGGCGAUCGGAAUGGUGCCUUCUCCACUGAAGAUGGCAACCGAGCAGAAGAAAGAGGAUAGGCUACCAUUUGCAGUUGGAAGAAGCGCGAAAGGGUGCGACAUAUUUAGCGGGCAGUGGGUUAGAGACCAGGAAUCUCGACCGCUCUACAAGGAAUCUGAGUGUCCUUAUAUACUCCCGCAACAAACCUGCUUAGCACAUGGUCGUCCCGACAUGGAUUAUCUUUAUUGGAAAUGGCAGCCUAAUGGUUGCUCUCUACCUAGUUUUAAUGCCUCGUUGAUGCUUGAAGCUCUUAGAGGAAAAAGGAUGAUGUUUGCAGGUGAUUCACAUAGUAGAAGUCACUACUAUUCCAUUGUUUGCCUUCUUCAAAAAUUCAUUCCGGAGAAUGCCAAAUCCAUUGAAACUGCUGGCCAAACAAUUAUUUUCACAGCUAAGGAAUAUAAUGCAAAGAUUGAAUUCUACUAUGCUCCACUCCUACUGGAAUCAAACGCGGAUAACCCUGAAAAGCAUACAGUGCAUGGUCGAAUUGUUCGCAAGGGUUCAAUUAAUGUGAAUGGACAACAUUGGAGAGGUGUUGACAUUUUAGUGCUACAAUCAUAUAUUUGGUGGAUUGUUGAUGAAUACUUCAAGAUAUUAGAAGGAUCAUUUGAAGACAAGGUAAAAAACAUCAUAGAUGUGCCCUCCGAUGAUGCUUAUCAUAUGGCAUUGGAGAGUAUGUUGGAAUGGGUGGAGGAGAAUAUGGAUCCAUCUAAAACAAGGGUAUUUUUCACUGGAAUUUCACCAAAUCAUAGAAGGAACGAUUUAUGGGGAGGAGACCAAAAAGGAAAUUGCUAUAACGAAACGACGCUCAUAGAAGACUCUAAUUACGAUGUACCAAGCUCGUUGAAAACAAAAUUACAGAUAAUUGACGAGGUGCUCAGCAAGUCGAACGUACAAAUAACACUCCUAAAUAUUACAAGACUCUCAAACUAUAGAAAGGAUGGUCACACAUCAAUUUACAAGAAACAAUUGGGGGCAGUUUUAACAGCUGAGCAACUAGCAAACCCUGUGAGCUAUGCAGAUUGUAUCCAAUGGUGUUUGCCUGGAGUUCAAGAUACAUGGAGUGAGCUUUUGUUCACCAAACUUUUCUAUCCUUGA
Messenger RNA from Ipomoea triloba (trilobed morning glory), 2055 nucleotides. Its product is annotated as protein trichome birefringence-like 33. The transcript has 11 exons. The record is from RefSeq and is a predicted model, not a curated record. The coding region runs from base 1 to 2055 and encodes 684 amino acids. NCBI's taxonomy places the organism in Eukaryota, Viridiplantae, Streptophyta, Magnoliopsida, Solanales, Convolvulaceae. Gene Ontology annotation, molecular function: O-acetyltransferase activity. Gene Ontology annotation, cellular component: Golgi apparatus.